GUCAGUGUUUCAAUGGCCGGGGAAUAUAUCAUACUGGAGAACUCGUCGACUUAUCCGGGCUUCCAUUCCAGUUCCAACGGAUUGGCGAAUGGCAUGUACCGCUCCGCCCAGCGCAUCUCCACCGAUCGCCUGGUCCUGCUCAUUCUGCUGGUGAGCACCACGGUGAUCGGGCUGUUUGCCUACUGGGAUGUAAUGGUGCUCAACGCCGGCGCACUGCCACUGUCCAGAGGCACUAGCUCUGUUGAUUACAUGGAGCCUGGACUGCGCAACGAAACCCUGGCCGAGAAGAUGCAUCGGGAGGUGAGAGUCCUGUGCUGGGUGCUCACCACACCCAAAUACCACAAGACCCGGGCCAUUCACGUUUUGCGAACGUGGGGCAAACGCUGCAAUAAGAUCUACUUCAUGACCUCUGAGCCGGAUGACGAGCUGCCCACCGUUGUGCUGACCAAGCCGGACCGAUACGAGAUGCUGUGGGGCAAGACCAAAGAGGCCUUUGUCCACAUCCACGAGCAGAUGCGCCACGAGGCGGAUUGGUUCAUAAAGGCGGACGACGACACCUACCUCUUUUUGGAAAAUCUGCGCUACAUGCUCUACCCGUAUUCACCGGAGACACCUAUUUAUUUUGGAUUUAAUUACAAGAUGGUCGGCACUCACCAGAAGAACGAGUCAUACAUGUCCGGCGGCAGUGGCUACGUACUGAGCCGCGAGGCUCUUAGGAUCUUCGCCGAGGGCGUCAACGACACCACCAAGUGUCGCCAGGAGGACGAUCACGCCGAGGACGUCGAGAUGGGCAAGUGCCUGUUCAACCUGGGCGUGAAGGCGGGUGAUUCCAGGGACGAGCAGCUGCGCAACCGCUUCUAUCCCAUAGCUCCUUAUGGAGCCCUUCUCUCGGGCAACGUUGGCAUGGACUUUUGGUUGUACAAGUACGCCUACUACAAUCCGAGAUCGUGCAUGGACUGCCUGUCGGAGUACCCGGUGGCCUUUCACUAUGUGCACAGCAAGCAGCUGUACGUGUACGACUACUUCAACUACCAGUUCCAGCUCUCCGGAAGGGCGCAGGUGGCGGAACGGCUGCCCAAGAAGAUCCGGGAGGAGGAGCUGGUCAUCCCCGAGAGCGACAAUCCGGUGUCCUAGGCAGGAGCCAGCCAUUCUGCCACUUCAGCAGCAGCAAUCUCAAGUCCAUAUCUACAUAUUUUCCAUCCUUUUUUUUUUGUGUGUGCUUAUCGUGUAUUUAAUAUAUUAUGGGCACAAGGCGAACGUGCCAAGGCUGCCAGAUGCUGUCCUGUUGCGACUCCUUGUCCUUGCCCGAUCCACGUCCUAGUUUAUCUAUUCAUGUAUUUAUUAUUGAGCAGCUCGUGGCAGACGGGCCACACGAAGGCAUUAAAAGGAUAAUGGAGGGCUACUGGGUGGACAUUUACUCUUGAUUUCCAAUGAGGAUUUCAAAAAGUUGCAUAUCUAGAAAAAUGAAUUAGUCGCAACUAUAAUGGUAUGGCUGCACUAUUAACAUUGUAAGUGUACGUACGAAAUGACUGCAAUCUCUGAUCUGUUGAAUGGUACAAAUUAGAGUUGCCAGCUUGAACUUUGUUAUGC
This is a messenger RNA of Drosophila melanogaster (fruit fly), 1590 nucleotides long. RefSeq names its product twiggy (gene tgy). Lineage: Eukaryota; Metazoa; Arthropoda; Insecta; Diptera; Drosophilidae. The transcript is spliced from 4 exons. The record is from RefSeq and is marked reviewed. Gene Ontology annotation, cellular component: membrane. The coding region runs from base 13 to 1134 and encodes 373 amino acids. Gene Ontology annotation, molecular function: N-acetylgalactosaminide beta-1,3-galactosyltransferase activity; glycosyltransferase activity.